This is a messenger RNA of Lotus japonicus, 969 nucleotides long. RefSeq lists its product as uncharacterized. Bases 1 to 969 code for a protein of 322 amino acids. The transcript has 3 exons. The record is from RefSeq and is a predicted model, not a curated record. NCBI's taxonomy places the organism in Eukaryota, Viridiplantae, Streptophyta, Magnoliopsida, Fabales, Fabaceae.
AUGAGGAAGGCACGGCGUGGCUUGCGGCCUAGCUAUACUUGGAGUAGUAUUUUGAGUGCUAAAUGGGUGCUUGAUCAAGGCUGUAUUUGGAGGGUUGGCUCCGGUGAUUCUAUUGGCAUUUGGGAGGACCAGUGGGUGCCUCAAGCAGUAGGCUUUCGGUUGUAUUAUGGGCAGCGUCAUAGCAACCAUGUGAGCCGUGUAAGUCAGCUCUUGAGCCCGAGUGGAAAGUCUUGGAACCCUGCUCUCAUACGUGAUAUCUUUGUCCCACAUGAAGCUGCUCUUAUUCUUCAGAUUCCACUGGCUGGUGCUUCAAGCUCGGAAGGGGCUGUUUCUGCUGGUACUUGGACAGCGUUGUGGAAGGAAAACUCUAUUCCCCGGUGCAAGGAAUUUGCUUGGCGAGCUUGCCAUGAUGUGCUUCUGGUGAGGGCAGUUCUAGCUCAUUGUGGUGUGGAGCUUGAUCCAAUCUGUCCUCUGUGUGGUGAGGUAGAGAAAACCGGUUGCCAUGCUCUCUUUUUAUGUAGAGAGGUUGCACCUAUAUGGUUUGGGUCCCAUUUAUCCAUGGAUUUUAGGCAGGCCCCUCAUGGUUUCACGGUUCUGAAUUGGCUACACCAGAUUUUUAAUGAGAAGGAUGAUUGGGUUGUGGAUUCGGUUUUGACAUUGAUGCUGGCGAUUUGGGAGCGGAGGAAUAAAUGGUGUUUUGAGAAGAGAUGGCUCCCUUACAUGGUGAUCCAGCGAGCAUUGUCUUUGGCUAUGGUAGAACUGUCGAGCUCUAGUCAAAGCGGUGGUGCUGGCGUGCGCGCGAGGAAUAUCGCGGGUUCAGCUACUCGAGGAUGGAAGGCACCGAUUGCUGGAAGGAUUAAAAUCAAUGUUGAUGUUGUUGUCCCUGCUGGUUCAGAUAUGGGGUUUGGCUACAUUGCCCGCAACUCUCAUGGACAGGUCCUUGCCACAGCUGCUGCGAAGUGGCCUUGA